This is a messenger RNA of Acromyrmex echinatior (Panamanian leafcutter ant), 2093 nucleotides long. RefSeq names its product enhancer of split mbeta protein. The record is from RefSeq and is a predicted model, not a curated record. Gene Ontology annotation, biological process: regulation of DNA-templated transcription. Lineage: Eukaryota; Metazoa; Arthropoda; Insecta; Hymenoptera; Formicidae. Gene Ontology annotation, molecular function: protein dimerization activity; DNA binding.
AUCAGUUUUAUCUAUGUGUUAUUGAAUAAAGGUGUAUAAUAUAUUUUCAUGCAACAGAAGGCACAUCAGUCAUUGAAAAUUACAAACGAUCGGCAAAUGAUAUCUCCAAAUGAUUCUGAAACCGCGCGAGAAAGUUUAUUUUCUCUCGCUAUGUUUCAAUCUAGCCCAUAUCCUCGCGAAGCGGCAUCCUUCGUAGAUUCAAUCGCGAUAAUCUUUACCUCCGGCGCGAGGAUCGAGGCUCGCGCGAGUCGUCCUCGUGCUGGUCGCGCGUCGUGGCGUGUGCUCUCCUCUUCUCGCCUCUCGCCCGUGUUUCUCGGCGCGGUUUGGCGCGUCGUGUCGUGCCAAGGCACCGCGUGCAGGUGUGUUCUCGGUGAGCAAAGUGUCCCCUCCCGUGCGCGCGCGCGAGCGCGAGCGAGCGAGCGAGCGUACGUUCGCGCUCUUCGCUCGCAAGGAGGGCCCCCUCCUCCCUUCCUCGGCCCGGCAGGCGUUAAGCGGCACAGAACCUGUGCAGGCCCCAACAGGCCCCCCGAUCUGUGGGAACGCUCCGGCCCGCGAGCUUCCCACGAUACGCCACGGCUGCUGCUGGCUGGCCGUGCACGCGGGCUGCAGGGUUCAGCAUACCGUGCCCCUCGGACCCCUCCGUCACCCAGCUGUGGGGCGCAGGACGACGGCGGCACGGGUGGGGCAUCACGCGGCAUAUAAAUAACGGGUUGUACCCUACCAGCGCUUCAGAACCGUCACGAAUACGUACGGACUCAGACGCACUCUCGGCACUCCGAGAACAGUGAGAACAGUACUAUUCGAAUAGAGAAUAAUAUAUAAACGUCGAACGUUUUCGAUUGUGCUUUCGAUUUCCAACUAUUUCCGAUUGGGAGAUAUACGUUAACAAGAGAGCACCGCGGAUUCCCCCUAAAUCCUUGAUCGGAUCGUCAAUCGGUGAUUCGGUCCGGGGAUCAACGCAGGACAUCCGCAGAAGAAUCCACUCUCCCUGGACUCAGUUAUCCCUUGUUUUGUGUGACCAGUGACAAUAUAAAGUGUGAUCAUGUCACCGCACACGGGUUACACGCCGGUCAGCGGUAUGGAGUACGAGGAACCAGUGUCGCGCACUUAUCAAUACCGCAAGGUGAUGAAGCCGAUGCUGGAACGCAAGCGACGUGCCCGUAUCAAUCGUUGCUUGGACGAGCUGAAGGAUCUGAUGGUGACCGCACUGCAGGCCGAGGGUGAGAACGUGGCGAAGUUGGAAAAGGCAGACAUCCUUGAGUUGACGGUGCGUCAUCUUCACACGUUACGCGCCGCCAGGAGACUCACACUCACGCCGGAGAACAGCUACGCCGACCGAUUCCGCGAUGGCUUUACCCAGUGCGCCCAGGAGGUGUCAACCUUCCUGUCAACGCCGGUCGCUGCAGCGGUGCAUCCCGCCGCGGGUGCCCAACUCAUGCGACACCUCGGUGGCUGCCUUCGACGACUGGAGGGUCCAGCUGGUACCAAGCAUACCCUGCCGGCAACCUCGGCAGCUGCGACGAAGACGACUCAAGCGCCGACGGGCCAGACGAACGUGACCCAGAACGUGUACACUCCUCCGCAGAGCCCUGUCAGUGUCGCGAGCUCCUCCGGUGAGUCUUCGGAGUCUUCCAACGCAGUCUGGAGACCCUGGUGAUGAGGCAAUCAAACGACAACGAAACGAACCAUCCUGAGAUCUCCGGAGCGGACGUUCGAAAUGAUCAAGACGGACAAUCCAAUGACGAAGGAUCCUUCCGCUGAAUGGCAUCGCGAGGAGGAAAACGACGAAUCGCUGUCUUCCAAAAGAAACUUUUGCGAAGCCUCAUUGAGAAUUCUUUGAGAACUUUUACUUCUUUACGCGGUUUACUUGGUCGCAUUGUACAUAGGUGAUUAAAGCUUUAAGUGACGUCUGUGAUAGGGUUCCAAUUUGUACCUGAGAUGACUAUUUUCUUGUAAAACAUAGCGACUAUUAUAUAGAUGUUAACUUGUUAUGUUUAAGAACUUUUUUCGACGUAAAGUCAUCCGGCGUCUCUGUUGAGAUCGUCGGGCAGUAUCAUCAUCAUCAUCAAUAAACAUCUUGUUUCAAUGAUAAA